Blepharisma stoltei is the source of this 559-nucleotide messenger RNA. Lineage: Eukaryota; Ciliophora; Heterotrichea; Heterotrichida; Blepharismidae. The record is from the annotation of a GenBank genome assembly.
AUGAAUUUUGUUGAAGUAUUGCUAGUUUGGCUUGCGGUCCAUGCUAUAUUUCUAGGUUUUAAUAUAGAGCAUUACAACUGGAUAUUGUAAAUUUUUAUGCAGCUUAAAAACUCCUCACAAUGUAAUAGUCCCUAUCAUAUGAAUCAUUGCUCAUAUAUUUUCAGCAAUCGGCAUUACUGUUGCUUUAACCGGAAUGGAGAAUUACAGCAAUAUUCUUGAGCUUUCAAUCAUACUUAUGAUGCUACUUCAUCUUACCACAUUUUGCAUAUCAAAUAAGCUGCUUUUCCACUAUCACAGGCCAGAGUAAUUUUUACUUAGAAUGGCUCUCGUUGUCAGCAUUGGAGCUUCUGCACAAAGCUUAAUAGAAAACAUUCUCCUUGGAAUCGCGACAUCUUCUGCUGGUGGAUUUUAUUUCCCAAUGCUCUUUACUACAGCUUUUGUUCAGUUUGGCUAUGGCUAUUAUCUUUACCGCAGAGGUGAAACUAAAGCUCCUUCAGAUCCAAAAGUAGACUUCGGCAAUACAAAUCCCAACAUUUUAUCUGAAUAUAUAAAAAUUUAG